Rhodotorula toruloides NP11 is the source of this 2085-nucleotide messenger RNA. RefSeq lists its product as uncharacterized. The record is from RefSeq and is a predicted model, not a curated record. The coding region runs from base 1 to 2085 and encodes 694 amino acids. The transcript has 3 exons. Lineage: Eukaryota; Fungi; Basidiomycota; Microbotryomycetes; Sporidiobolales; Sporidiobolaceae.
AUGGUUCCGCCGUUCGCCUGGUCCUUCUGUACGACAUUUGAAAGACCUGGGAUCUUAGGAAGAGAUCCUCCUCUCUCCUCGACCACAGCUCCUCCCGUCGCUCGAAUCGCCCGAGUUGGUCCGAGACAGGACUUUGGGACUCCGAUAGCCCCGUCUCGCUGCCAGGAGGCCAUCGACGUCCACUUCUUCCCAUCCCGCCGCCCGUUCCAACUCUCUCUUCCCGAUCGCUCGCAGCUCGACGCCGGGACGCGCUCCGACGGCGAGGCAUGCGCGUGUGGACGCUGCUGGGCACCGUCGUUGGGCACCGUCGUGCACCUGCUACAUCUCGCCACAGCGUACCGAGACCCGCCAGCGGACGAACCGCUCCUCCCCCUCUUCCCCCGGUGUUCAUCGACCUCUGCGCCGCCAACACUCCACACAUCGCUCGCGUCGCUCCUGCCAGUCCUUCCGGCGCUCGCUCCUGCGCCAGAUCACACCCUCCUCGUCACCCUCGCGACGCCAGCGUUCAAACCGCUUUUGUUCAACUGGCUUUGCUUCCUUCGGUACAAGGCGCGGUGGGGACAGCAGGCGACGCACAAUGAGCAUGGCGAGCGGGUGGAGGAGCCGGAGGAGGAGGACGAGACUCCCAAGGUGCUCGUCGUGACAAGCGAUGAAGAGCUGGCGUACGAGUUGAGCGAGCAGGGAGUCGUCGUCUGGUGGGUUGCAGGGCCGGACUGGUCAGAGUUUGACGCGGCGGAGGACCUGGCAGAGGACGAUCCGGUCAAGUGGGAACUGGUGGAAAAGGUCGAGCGUGCCAUCAUGGACGACCCGUUCACGAACCUCCGAUUACUCGACCUCCUCCUCCCUUCCCAGCCAAACCCGGACGACGACGCGACUCGCGUCAUUCCCUGGGGUACACUCAAAUAUCAGAGCUUGAUGCUUGAACGGACGGCAGUCAUGAGCACCCUGAUCGGCGCACUCGUCGAGAGCCAGAAGAGCAUGCCGUUGUGGCGGAAGGAGCAGGACGCGAUCUGGCGGGAGCGGAUACUCGCGCACGAUUGGGAGUCGGGACCGAUUGACGUCGAAGGGUUCAAGGGCGUCAAGGGCGUCCUCAUGGUGGACAACGACGCCGUCUGGCUCUCCUCUCCCUCCGCCUUCAUAUCUCACUACUAUCGCCCAACGGGACCCUUCCCCUCCAUCGUCUACGCCCCCGACAUGAACCCCAACACCCAAAACGCUUGGGGCAAGCACACCAUGCCCUGCGCGUGCUUCUUCUACUCUCGCGUCUCGGAUGCCGGCGCCCAACUCGCCGCUCCUUCUUCUCCCUCCGCUCAUCCCGCCGACAUGUACCUCUACUCUCCCUCGACCGGCGCGGCGAAAGUUUGGCGCGACACGGCGCUCUGCCACAUCUCGAUGCUGCUUCAAGCGCUCGAGACGGGCAGGAAACAGUCGCAGUGGUAUCGCGCGAACGGCGCAGACUGCGACGGCGACCCCAACUCGUCGUCGUGCAACCCGCAGCUGUACCUCUCGCCCUCGGUUGGCCAGCUCCCCAAAGCUCGCGCGCCGAGUUUCCAGGCGACCGCGCUCGGUCCUGCACUCUUUCUCGCCGAACAGGCGCUUCCUCAUCUACCCGAACUCAGCCACGAUCGCUUCAUGCACGCUCUCGGCUCGGCAGAUGUCGACGACUUGAACGAGAUCCUCGACGAGGCGGGUCUCUCGCUCGAUGCGUACGCCGGCACGCCAAAGGGCAAGACGUGCCUACAACUCGCACAAGAGUAUCAGUCGAUCUGCCCCGUCUCGCACGACCCGUCCGCCCACUCCUCCCUCACGAUCUCCUACUUCGACUCCUUCGGCCCAUACGCCACCCGCCCACAUACUCCCAUCCGCAUCGAGCCCCUCCCCUUCGACCUCUUCCCGCCCGGCAUGCGCUUCUUCGACGGCGGCCUCGAGCCCGGCGCGCGACCGUGCGUCGUGCAUGCGAAUUACGCGACGGGGAUGAAGAAGGAGGAGUUGUUGCGCGAGAAGGGGCUGUGGGCGCUCGAGUGGGUCGGAGACGAGACGCAAGGAGAGUGGAUGUGCGAUGCGAGGGUCAUGAAGGAUGCGUAG